CGGAGGCGGAUGGACUCUAGUAUCGGUGAUGAAAGCAUCAAGAGUCAACGACGAGAAAAAGUACCCUAUCAACGGAAUGAAUGAAAAGACACUGCUUGCCGACAGAACGGAUGACUGGUCUAGCCUAAGUAAAACUCGACUCAAUCAGAUCCACAAUGCAUACACUGACAGCAUUAUGAGAGUGUACGCCUCCGGAUUCACCAAUCCUUCGAAUGGAGAUACAACAACGGCCCCGCGCACUUACUACAUCAGAAAGCUGAAGAACAACAAGCUCAAUUUCAACGCUUUCCACGCUAUUCGCUACGUUCCGGAGUGGGGAGACAAGAAGAAAAAUGACUAUAAACUGAAUUACUACCGCGAUGGUUUAGUCCACUGCUACGAUCACGUGACUCACGAUUUUAAGGACGCGGGAAAGACAAUGAAUCACUGGGAUAGCCACAUCGUUACAGUUGCCAAUAUCAAGUACACGGUCAGCCGGCAUGGAAUAGUAGGAGACCCGUUCAGCACUUGUGAGUGGUUGUAUCAAUUUAACGCCGGGGCGACAAAAACACAAAUGAAUUGUGCAAUCUAUGCAGAAAGGUAUGCGAAAGUGUGGCUUAAGUGACUUCAUAACGGCAAGACUGGUUGCAGCGCAUGUUUGCUAAAUGGGUUCAUAAUUAUUAGAUGGUCUAUGCCUAAUGGUUGUUGGCACGAAUAACUGGCUGCACUACAAAAAA
Corticium candelabrum is the source of this 716-nucleotide messenger RNA. RefSeq lists its product as uncharacterized. The record is from RefSeq and is a predicted model, not a curated record. The coding region runs from base 29 to 604 and encodes 191 amino acids. Lineage: Eukaryota; Metazoa; Porifera; Homoscleromorpha; Homosclerophorida; Plakinidae. The transcript has a single exon.